CAGCUCUCUCUCCCUUCCAAAUCUGCAAUUCCUGGCUCUGUUUUCAAACCCUAACCCUAGCUGUUGCACUGCCAAAUCUCUUCUUCUUUCGUUCCGCCAGAGAGCACCCGACCCAUCUCUGUAGUGAUCAUGUUGAACCCUUACGACUCCAGAUACGACGACGUCGGCUCCUACCGUCAACGUCGAAGUGAUCUAACGGGGCCACCGCCUCCGGCAGCGCGGCCUGUGAUGGGUGGGCCACCUCAGAGCUUUGGCCGUGGUAGACCGGCUCCAUUUGGGGGUCCUCCAGUGGGGACCCCACCUGUGGUGGGUGGUGGAAGAGAGCACGGAGGUGGUGUUGGAUCUGUUCCUGGUGGUAGAGGAUUUGGUGGGUACCCGCCUUUUGAGCCUGAGGUUGGAAGAGGUUUUGAUAUUGGCAGAGGAGGAGGAGGAAGAGAAAGAGGGUUUAGUGGCGGUAGAGGUGCUGGUGGCAGAAUGGCUAAUGGUGGUAUUGUGGAUCGGAGAAGUGGUAGUUAUCAGGGCAGUGGUGGUGGAAGGGGUCGUGAAAUUGGGAGAGGUGGCAGUACGGGGAGGGGAUUCGAUGCUAGUCGUGGUGGAGGUAGAACCGGUGUUGGGGGUAGGGGUUUUGAUGGAAAUUGGAGUGGUGGUAAGAACUUUGAUGGAGGCCGUGCUGGUAAUAGGAGUUUUGACGCAGGCCGAGGUGGGGUUAGUGGUUUUAGCAGUGGGCGUGGUGGUGGAGGAAGGGGUUUUAAUGGAGGCCGUGGCGGUGGCGGCAAAGGAGGUAGACAUGGUGGAUCGAGAGGGGACUUGGACAAUAUUGCUCUUCCCAAGCAAGAUUUUGGUAAUUUGGUCCCAUUCGAGAAGAACUUUUACGUUGAAUGUCCUUCGGUGAGGGCAAUGACUGAUCAAGAUGUUGCUCUUUAUCGUGCAAGACGAGAGAUCACCACCGAAGGCCAUGAUGUCCCAAAGCCCAUUCGGAUGUUCCAAGAAGCAAAUUUUCCUGAUUUUUGCCUUGAGGUCAUUGCCAGAUUGGGUUUUGUUGAGCCAACACCAAUCCAAUCUCAAGGGUGGCCGAUGGCUUUAAAGGGUAGGGACGUAAUUGGCAUUGCUGAGACUGGUUCUGGAAAGACGCUGGCUUAUUUGCUUCCUGCUUUGAUUCAUGUCAGUGCACAGCCUCGUCUGCUACAAGGUGAAGGUCCUAUUGUGCUAGUAUUGGCACCUACCAGAGAAUUGGCAGUUCAGAUUCAAGAAGAAACUCUGAAAUUUGGAUCUCGUGCGAAUAUAAGGAGUACUUGCAUUUAUGGCGGUGCCCCAAAAGGACCACAGAUUCGUGAUCUUCAAAGAGGUGUUGAAAUUGUUAUAGCUACUCCUGGGCGAUUGAUAGAUAUGUUGGAAGCUCAGCGCACAAACUUGAAAAGAGUGACUUAUCUUGUGUUGGAUGAGGCUGAUCGAAUGUUGGAUAUGGGGUUUGAGCCUCAAAUCCGCAAAAUUGUUGCCCAAAUCCGACCAGAUAGACAGACAUUGUACUGGAGUGCCACAUGGCCAAGAGAGGUGGAGACUCUAGCUAGGCAGUUUUUGCGCAAUCCAUAUAAGGUACUCAUUGGGUCCCCUGAUCUGAAAGCAAACCAGUCUAUAAACCAAAUUGUUGAAAUAAUGACAGAGGUGGAGAAGUACAACAGGUUGAUCAGACUUCUCAAAGAACUGAUGGAUGGAAGCCGGAUUUUAAUAUUUUUGGAGACAAAAAAGGGAUGCGAUCAAGUCACAACACAGCUGAGAAUGGAUGGGUGGCCAGCUUUAUCCAUCCAUGGUGAUAAAAGCCAAGAUGAAAGGGAUUGGGUCCUGGCUGAGUUUAAAAGUGGCAGGAGUUCUAUAAUGACUGCCACUGAUGUUGCGGCACGUGGUCUUGGUAGGAUGAUUGUGUGUUAGGACUUAGGUUCAUUUAGGUCUUAAAAUUCAAACAUAGGUGCGAGUCGGCCGGCUGCUGUCCACUUUCCUGGGAAUAUAAUUUGUGGUUUGGGUGCAAGGAGGGAUGCGGCCAUGUCUUGAGGCUAUCAAGUAUCAACUGCUAAUGUUUUGGUUUGCUAAUGAGGAUAAGCCUUUUACAUAAGAUUCACAGGCUGGAUUGAGAGGCAAUUUGGGUUUCUCAUUAAUACUUAAAACUGGUGUCUUGGCCUAGUGGUGAUCUGGAAGGCUACUCUGGGUGAAGGCCAGGAUUCAAAGAUUAUGAACUAUCAUUUGGCUUAAGAAACAAAAGGAAAUGAAAAGAUUUUCACUUAGUAUCUCCUUACAAUACAUCUUUUUCAUGAAACCAACUUCUUAUGUUAGGAUACAAGGAGCAUAGUUUUAGAGAUUUAGCUAGGAUAGUGUCACGGGAUUUUGAUGAAUGUUUGCUGUCAUAUUGUGCAGGGCCAGGCAAACCAUAGGUUGUGGAUUUUUUUUUUCUUGUUUUUGCCUUUUCCAUUUUUCCGUUAUUAUGUCUUGGUUUAUGUAUAGGUAAUAUUUGUUGCAUGAGCUUUUAGCUUAUAAAUGUGGAACACAAAACUUAGAUAGUUGACUUUUUUGGGGUAGUAAAUAUUGAAGAUCAUGAGAGGUCAACGAGCAAACAUUUUUGGUAUUUUGAGUCAAUUAUCCAUGGGAAGGGGGAGAUUGGAGACGAGUUUACUAAUAGAUUUAAAGUAGGAUGAGUUAAAUGAAUGAAUGCAUCUGCUGUGUGCUAUGUGAUCGAUAUAUGCCCAUUAGGUUUUUUUUUGGGUCAGAUGCCCAUUAGUUUUUUUUUUUUUGGUGAGAUGCCCAUUAGGUUGAAGGUAAGUUUUAUAAGGUAGUUAUUUGACUAGCAAUGUUUUACAGUAUAAAAUGUUGGGCAAUUAAGAAUCAUGUUCCAAAAACUAACUGAUGUAGAAAUGAGAAUACUAAGAUGGAUGUGUGGUAAAACAAGAAAAAUAGAAUUAUAAAUGACUGUAAUUGUGACACUAGAAGUCGAACCGAUAGGAGAUAAAUUAAGAGAGAAGCGACCUAAGUGGUUUGAACAUCUUUAUUGAAGACUUGGAAAUGCACCAGCAACGAAGAAUGAUUUGAUGCAUGCAAUUGUAACACGAGGUAGAUGUAGACUUAAAUUAUAAUGGAACGAAAUAGGAAAGAAAGAUAUGAUGGCUGACAGUUUGACAACAAAUAUGGCCCCCUGAUGGAGAACAAUGGAGAAGCAGGAUUUAUGUGCGUGAUCCUAAAUAGUUGGGCUAAAGGCUUUGUUGAGCUAGGUUGAGUUAUCCACUUCUUGACUUUUCUGAAUGUUGUGUCCAAGUAACAUGGCUGAAGUUAUUGAUGCCCAUCCACGGUUAUGGAGCUGGUUGUCGGGACAGCCCGGUUGACUCAUACAGGCUUAGUUAUUGAUUGGUUAUUUGGAUUGGGAAGUUGUGGUGGCGGAGCUGCUCCUUAUCCCUGCAAGGUUAAGAUGUGAAGGAUAUAAAAUGCGUGAUCAAUUAUGAUUUUCCAUCAAGUCUUGAGGAUUAUGUCCAUAGGAUUGGCCGAACUGGUCGUGCAGGAGCUAAGGGAACUGCCUUCACGUUUUUCACCCAUGCAAAUGCUAAGUAUGCUAGAGCUCUCAUUAAAAUUCUGCAAGAAGCAGGGCAAAUUGUUCCUCCUGCAUUGUCUGCGUUGGCCCGGUCAAGUGGUUAUGGCCUUGGAGCUUCUGGGGGCAACUUCCGCUCCAGAGGAAGGGGAGGUUUUGGCAACAGGUCGAUUUCAGGAUCUAACACUGUUCCUCUUGGUGGAAGGAGGCCUUGGUAGUUUCUGCAAUCUGAAGAAACAAUGUAAACUAGGUUUUAGAAUACAUUUGAUGGUGGAAACUUGUUUUUAUUUCUAGUCCUGCCAAAAUCUUACACAUGUUAGGAUUGCUGCAGCUAGAACUAGAUAUUAGAUAAUAUAUUGAGAGGAUGAUGUCUUUUGCAGGACAGUUUUGUUUUUCUGAUCGUAAGGGGAGACUCUUGAGAUCUAGAAAAAGGUACAAAGCUGCAUUGGGCAAAUGCAUUGUGUAAAGGGUUUGAUUGUUUUUAAAAGCAUUAAUUUCCAACUCAUUAUGAAUCUCUUGAUUUGUAAACAUUUCUAUCGAUUGUCAACUACUAAUUGUUGGUCAAGCCCUUUCUUUAUUUCUUUCUAUGCCGGUGGGCUGGGAAUGAGUGGGGGGAGUGGGGCUGUCCACUUCUCUAAGAUUUGCUUUCCAAUGUAAAGGAAAAGUAUGGUGCCCUAAUGGAUCAUGUUUUGAUUGGAAGGCAUGUAUGAUUGUGUUUUGGAAUUUAGCUUUCAUUUCUGUUAUCGACAAUAGCCUGUGUCUGAGUAAAUGUCUGAUGCUAGUUUUU
Ilex paraguariensis (yerba mate) is the source of this 4352-nucleotide messenger RNA. Lineage: Eukaryota; Viridiplantae; Streptophyta; Magnoliopsida; Aquifoliales; Aquifoliaceae. The record is from the annotation of a GenBank genome assembly.